CAUUAUUAGAUCUUCGCUUCCCACAAUCAGGAACCAACCCUGUAAUCGCAAAACAGAGAUAACCCAAAAGCGAAACCCUAGUCCCCUCUCUUUCCUCUAUCGACUUUAAGUUCAGUUUGAUUUUCGAACCCUCUCUCAAUCUCACUGCAUACGUAUAUGUUUAUGUGAAAAAAGAGAGAUUUAGAGAUUUGUAGAAUAUGGCUACGGAGAAUAGUGCCAAUACGGCGUCGACUUCGAGAUCGAAUUCGACGGCAGAUUCGUACAUAGGAAGCUUGAUAAGCUUAACUUCCAAAAGUGAGAUCAGAUAUGAAGGCGUUCUCUACAAUAUUAACACCGAGGAGUCCAGUAUCGGUUUGAAAAACGUGCGGUCAUUUGGAACAGAAGGGCGGAAGAAAGAUGGGCCGCAAAUCCCACCUAGUGACAAAGUUUAUGAGUACAUAUUGUUUCGUGGAAGUGACAUCAAGGAUUUACAGGUUAAGUCUUCUCCCCCUGCUCAACCUACACCCACACCACCUAUAAACAAUGAUCCUGCUAUCAUACAGUCUCACUAUCCCCGCCCAGUUGCUACAUCUGCAAGCUUGCCACCAGCUGUUAGUGGGUCUCUGAGUGAUAUUGGACCCCAUAAUGCACAAAUAGGAUUAACUGGGUCUAAUUUUCAAGGUGGCUUGCCUUUAUAUCAACCCGGAGGGAAUAUAGGAACAUGGGGGGCUUCACCUCCUCCACCAAGUGCAAAUGGCAAUGGGCUUGCUAUGCCAAUGUAUUGGCAAGGUUAUUAUGCCCCUCCAAAUGGGCUCCCUCAUUUACACCAGCAAUCUUUGCUUCGACCGCCACCUGGGCUAUCAAUGCCUCCUCCCAUACAGCAACCAAUGCAGUAUUCCAGUUACAAUGCACCUUUGCAUACUGGAGCUCCGAACUUGCCAGGUCCAAACUUGCCAACUUCCAACCUACCAGUUCCAAACUUGCCGACUUCCAACCUACCAGCUUCAAACUUGCCGACUACCAACCUACCAGCUUCAAACUUGCCGACUACCAACCUACUAGCUUCAAACUUGCCAGUUCCCUUACCCGAUAUUCCAUCUCCUUUGCUUUCUGCUAGUACUGGUUCCCUUAAUUUAGCAUCCACUUCUUCAGCACCAUCAACUUUGCCUGCAACUUUACCUUCAACUUUACCCUCAGUGCAUUCUGCAUCUUUGGCUUCUGAAACAAUACCAAGUCUGGUUCCUAAUAAGACUCCUAGUUCCACACUUCCUGCAGCAAAUUUAAGUCCUAGCUUGCCGGCACUAUCUCCCUUGACUUCGUCUGGCCCAGAAUUAAAUACCAUUAUACCACCACUAUCUAACAAGUCUAAUGCAAUUUCUGGUCCAACAGUGCCAUAUCAGAGCAUUGCACAACCUACAGCCUUGGUUGUGCCGUCAAAUUCUCUUCGUACAGAAGCACCCACACCUUCAUUGGUAACCCCAGGCCAGCUAUUGCAGUCGGGACCUACCACAGUCACUACGUUGCAACCUGUGCAAACAGUUCAUAAGGAUGUAGAGGUUGUUCAAGUAUCAUCUACAUCUUCAACAGAGCCAUCGGUGCCUGUUGUUACAGAAGCUCAGCCACCAAUACUCCCAUUGCCUGUCCCAGCUCGGGCAAGUCAUAAGCCAAAUGGAGCUCCAUUCCAUUCCCGUCAAGGUUAUAGAGGGCGUGAAAGAGGAAGAGGAACUGGGAAUUCCCACCCUGUUACAAAAUUUACUGAGGAUUUUGAUUUUAUGGCGAUGAAUGAGAAAUUUAAGAAGGAUGAGGUGUGGGGUCAUCUAGGUAAGAGUAACAAAAAGGACAGAGAAGAUGGUAAAGCUAGUGAUGAAGAUGAUUCACAAGAAGAAGAUGAUGAUGAGUUAAAUAAGAUUGAUACCAAGCCUGUUUAUAACAAGGAUGACUUUUUUGAUACUCUCUCCUGCAAUGCACUUGAUCAUGACUCCCAGAAUGGGAGGCCUAAAUUCUCUGAGCAGCUGAAAAUAGACACUGAGACUUUUGGCGACUUUCCAAGGUACAGGGGAGGUCGAGGUGGCCAUGGGCCUCCACGUGGUGGCCGUUCUCGUGGAUCUUAUCAUGGAAGGGGGUAUGGCUAUAAUAACUAUGGCCAUGGUUAUGGCUAUGGCUAUGGCUAUGGCGGGAGGGGCCGAGGCAGGGGCAUGCCUAAUCGCUCAUCUUAGGCAGUCAUUGUGGUAUUUUAAAUUGUUAGUGAGGUAAUCUUAGAGCCCAAUUGCCUGGGAAGAAACAGACAAAAAUAGGGCUAUGCUCACAGUGUGUUUUUCUGUUUGUCUAGCGAAUAAAGGGUAGGAUGCGCACAGGUUUUUUUUUUCAUCUUGUUUAAUUUGUGUUCCCUUUUCAUUUAACAGUUCUAGUGGAGCUAAUGAAGAAGCAUUUUGUUUCA
This is a messenger RNA of Ricinus communis (castor bean), 2416 nucleotides long. Its product is annotated as protein decapping 5. Bases 198 to 2195 code for a protein of 665 amino acids. Lineage: Eukaryota; Viridiplantae; Streptophyta; Magnoliopsida; Malpighiales; Euphorbiaceae. The record is from RefSeq and is a predicted model, not a curated record. Gene Ontology annotation, molecular function: mRNA binding. Gene Ontology annotation, biological process: P-body assembly; cytoplasmic stress granule assembly. Gene Ontology annotation, cellular component: P-body. The transcript is spliced from 8 exons.